Metopolophium dirhodum (rose-grain aphid) is the source of this 522-nucleotide messenger RNA. RefSeq lists its product as uncharacterized. The coding region runs from base 1 to 522 and encodes 173 amino acids. The transcript is spliced from 5 exons. Lineage: Eukaryota; Metazoa; Arthropoda; Insecta; Hemiptera; Aphididae. The record is from RefSeq and is a predicted model, not a curated record.
AUGUUGGUAUCGCUAACCGAGUACCUACGAUCGGCCGCGCGUCGCGCAUUGGACACCGUACCUUUAGACGUCCGAUUAAUUCAACGUUUCGCUAAUAUAUUAUAUGCUAUAUCAAGUCAUCAUGAAAUUAAUUCAAAAACAUUUAAAUUGUACACUUUGGAAACAGCUAAACUUUAUGUUAGCCUUUAUCCUUGGUAUUACAUGCCCAGUAGUGUCCAUAAAAUACUAAUACAUGGUGCAGAUAUUGUACAUUAUGCAUUAUUGCCAAUGGGACAACUUUCUGAAGAAGCAGCUGAAGCUAAAAAUAAGGAUUUGCGUAAAUACAGAGAGCAUCACUCUAGAAAAUGUUCGAGGUUAAAUACAAAUGAAGACAUCCUCCAUAUGUUGCUCGUGUCUUCUGAUCCAUAUUUGUCGACAAUGAGAAAAUUACCGACAAGAACUAUAACCCAAUUGCCGGAUGAAGUUCAUGAAGAAUUUAGUGAAACUGAGGGUAAAACAGAUAAAACAGAUGAAGAUUUAUAA